AUGAAGCUCUCAGCAGACGACAGCAUGCCCAUCGGCGACCUGCAACCAGAACAGGCCCAGCUGGGCGGCACCUAUGUCGACACCAUCGUCGACGUCUCUGAACAGCUGUUCUACAUGAAGCAGCUUCUCCCCCUCGUCAAGCUCCUCGCCCUCGUCUACAAAGUCCGUGCUCCAAGUCCGUCAGAGGAGGAUCGCAUGAACACCCUCAUGCGGACGCUUUCAGGAGACACCCUGAACAAGACGACCACCGACAGGUAUCCCCAAGGCUUCACCAGAGACGAGAUUAUCCAGUCAUUCAGCAGGCUCCUCAGCCCCGUCCUCAACGGCCUAAGCGGACUGGACGACUUUGAGAAGGCCAUCAGCGCCGGCGAAGACCCGGCUGGUUUCCGGCAGUUCUGGGCCCUCGACGACAGGAAUCUGCUCACCGACGCGGUGUCCGGCAAAGGCCCGAUGGCGUCCGUCACAGAAACGGAUAUCCCCUUCCUUGACAUCUUCGUCAAGGACAAGACUCGCCGGCUGGCAUUGACCCAGGACCACGCCGCUCUCGUUCUCGUCCCUCACGACGCCAGACCGGGCGACGAGAUUUGGGCCAUGUCCCGCACCGAGAAGCUGAUCGUCAUCCGCCUCGAUGACCCAGAGGCUGCGUCGACGACUGUCGGCAUUCUUGGGGAGGCGUACAGCCACGGCUUCUCCAAGGAGCCGCCGCCUCCAAAUUGCAAGCAAGUAUACAACAGCGCGGAAUUCUUGACGUCCUCCGUGGCUGUUGGUCUGGCCGGCGCAGUCCCUAGGUGA
This is a messenger RNA of Colletotrichum chrysophilum, 792 nucleotides long. RefSeq lists its product as uncharacterized. The transcript has a single exon. The record is from RefSeq and is a predicted model, not a curated record. The coding region runs from base 1 to 792 and encodes 263 amino acids. Lineage: Eukaryota; Fungi; Ascomycota; Sordariomycetes; Glomerellales; Glomerellaceae.